This is a messenger RNA of Morus notabilis, 464 nucleotides long. RefSeq names its product heavy metal-associated isoprenylated plant protein 47-like. The transcript is spliced from 3 exons. Gene Ontology annotation, molecular function: metal ion binding. Bases 78 to 437 code for a protein of 119 amino acids. The record is from RefSeq and is a predicted model, not a curated record. NCBI's taxonomy places the organism in Eukaryota, Viridiplantae, Streptophyta, Magnoliopsida, Rosales, Moraceae.
UCGCAUCAUCAUUAGAAGUUCUCUUUCUAAUUAAGAGUUCCAGCCUACAGCUAACUAGCUGCAUUCUCCCCGAGAACAUGAAGCAAAAGAUAGUUGUGAAGGUGCACAUAAGCUGUGAAAAAUGCAGGACCAAAGCCAUGAAGGUUGCCGCAGUCGAAUCAGGAGUGAUCUCGGUUCAGAUCAGCGGAGAAGGCAAAGAUCAAGUGGUGGUUGUUGGUGAUGAAAUUGACUCUGUUAGCUUGACCAGAUCUCUAAGGAAGAAAGUUGGACCUGCGACAUUACUCAGUGUGGAAGAAGUCAAGGAACCAAAGAAAGAGGAACCCCCCGCUGCUAAAAAUCAGUCCACAUCACCAUCACCCUCGUUAUGUUAUCCACAACCAGUAUUUUGCCAUCAAAUCGUCCAUGAUCCAAAUCCAGAUUAUUGUUUCAUCAUGUGAAUUUCAAUGGCUAGGACAAUAUGAUGU